Olea europaea var. sylvestris is the source of this 1533-nucleotide messenger RNA. RefSeq names its product protein MAIN-LIKE 2-like. The coding region runs from base 1 to 1533 and encodes 510 amino acids. The transcript has 4 exons. The record is from RefSeq and is a predicted model, not a curated record. Lineage: Eukaryota; Viridiplantae; Streptophyta; Magnoliopsida; Lamiales; Oleaceae. Gene Ontology annotation, biological process: meristem maintenance; meristem development.
AUGGACGGUCCGGUUUUUGAUCCUCCGGUGGAUUCUGUAAAUCCCAAUGCCAUCAACUCGGUGGAUAAUUCUGUACCGAGUUUCGCCAACUCAGUUUCACCACCUCAGUUUCCUUUCAAGCCAACUUUUCUUUGUUGGAAAUGCCCACAAUCAGACUGGAUAACUUGGGUAGCCCGCAUGCGCUCUCUACACCUACCCACCUGGAAACAAGCCGGGAUAGAUAACGCUAUCACCCACUCGACCUUCCAGUUUCACCGAAGUGAUGGUCUGAUUUUAGGAGUUGCAGAGAAGUGGUGUUCCGGGACCAAUACAUUCGUGUUUCCAUGGGGAGAAGCUACAAUCACCUUAGAAGACAUAAUGUUUUUGGGGUCCUUUUCUGUUUUGGGCGAGUCAGUUUUGAGCCCUGCUGGAGACAGCGAAUUAGAAGUGAUUACAGACAAACUACUCAAGGCACGAUUAGAAUUUUCCCGGACUAGAGCAAGGAAAGCCAGCAAGACUGCCUGGAUGGAUAAAUUCAUGGAACCUGAAAGUGAAAGUGAAAGAGAGAUCGAGCACGAAGCAUUUCUUGCUUACUGGGUGUCACAGUUUGUUUUUCCAUACGAACGCGACACUAUAAGCAAAGCUUCUCUACCCAUUGCGGUCAGUUUAGCCAAAGGUACGAAACUUGCACUUGCACCGGCUGUUCUUGCUGAUAUUUAUAGAAAUUUGAGUGCACUGAAAGGUGCCCUUGUUACUAAUUCAGAAAUAUGUAAAAUUAGACAAGAAAAAAGCAAAGUGGUUGAAGUUAAGGUUACAGCACCAUUCCAACUGGUGCAGGGUUGGGUUUGGGAGAGAUUCCCAUCUUUACGUCCCAAGCCCAAUUCAAUUGGGUUUGGUGAGCCAAGAUUGUCUCGAUGGCAUGGCAAAAAGGAAGUGGGAACGGAAAAUGUGUUAUUGGCACUAGAUGGUGCUAAAGAAGAUUUUAUUUGGCGCCCUUACAUGAGGGCUGCAAACGACUUCCUACCACAAAUGGUUUACAAGGAAAAUUAUUAUUGGGAAUUACUUAAAUCCGGUUCAAGUGAUGAAUUUGAGGGGCUAGUGCGAUGUUUGAGACCUAGCGAACUUGUUAGCCUGGAAGUUGGUUGCAUUGAGCAAUAUCUCCCACACCGUGUGGCCAUGCAAUUUGGCAUGGAUCAAGAUCUUCCAGGUCAUGUAAUGCGAGAGAAUGGAAGUUCUGAAAUUGCUUGGAGAAAUUAUACCAGGGCCAUUGAGGAUGUCAUACUGUAUAUACCAGCACGACUUUUUGAGUCAGAUGUCACCACCCGAUACUUGACAUGGUGGAGUACAUUAGGAAUUUCUGAAAGUAGUAGGCGUCAAAUUGGUUUGGUGACUCGACUGGAGCUGGAAUUGAUGAUUCAAGCAAGGUUAACACAUAAGGUAGUUUUGCUGGGGUAUGGUGAGGCUGGAAGGGACAUGGUGGAAGAGUUGGAGAAUGACUUGAAGAGUAAAUACUUAAUUCUCUUCAAAAUUUGUGUCAAGAAUUCAGAUAGAUAA